GGUGGAGUGAGAAAAGCGAGAGGAAAAACCAGAGAGAGAAGCAAAGACGAGAAUGGAGGCGAAGCUAAACGAGCUGACUCAGAACUUCGGGCGAUUCAAAGCGGCGUUGAUCCGUAAUGAUUUCGAUACAGCUUCCAAUCUCCUUUCGGAUCUGAAGGUUUUGCUUACUCAGUUCACCAGCUUACCGCCCCUGUAUCAAGAUACACCUAAUGCGGCUAAGGAAUUAGAAAUAGCAAGGGAUAUAUAUGAGCAUGCUGUUCUUCUGAGUGUGAAGACUGAGGAUCAGGAUGCAUUUGAGAGGGAUUUCUUUCAGCUGAAGCACUAUUACACAGAUGUUCGUAACCGUCUUCCUCCAUCCACCCAAGAGUACCCAAUCUUAGGUCUCAACCUGUUGAGGCUCCUUGUCCAGAAUAGAAUAGCUGAGUUUCACACAGAACUGGAACUGCUCUCAUCUGCUGCUUUGGAGAACCCCUGCAUUAAGCAUGCAGUGGAGUUAGAGCAAUCUUUUAUGGAGGGAGCUUACAAUCGGGUUUUGCAUGCUCGGCAGACAGCGCCACAUGAAACUUAUGUUUAUUUUAUGGAUCUACUGGCGAAAACAGUCAGGGAUGAGAUAGCUGGCUGCAGUGAGAAGGCAUAUGAUUAUCUCUCAGUUAAGGAUGCACAAAAAAUCUUGCUGUUCCCUUCUGAGCGUGAACUUUUGGCCUAUGUCAACGAGGAUCAUCCUGAAUGGGAAGUAAAGAACGGCGGGGUCUAUUUCCAGAAGGCCAAGGAGACUGCCCCUUGCAAGGAGAUACCUUCUCUGCAGCUUAUCAAUCAAACUCUCAGUUAUGCAAGAGAGUUGGAGCGGAUUGUUUAACGAAAAAGGUGCUGAAUGUGGUUUAUUCACAACACCCAUCAACUGUGCUGAUACUGUCGCUUCAAAAUUUCUUUCCAAUUGUAGUAGUAUGCAGGAUGCAGCCUAAAAUUUGUCAACAUUUGAUUGCCAUUUGACCACUUUUGUGUGGCAAUUAGCAUUUACUGCUGUGAUUGAUGUACUUUUGAAUACUUUAGAAUGUUUUUGUUGGAAACUCCUUCGGCAGAAAA
Messenger RNA from Fragaria vesca subsp. vesca, 1083 nucleotides. RefSeq names its product 26S proteasome non-ATPase regulatory subunit RPN12A-like. The record is from RefSeq and is a predicted model, not a curated record. Gene Ontology annotation, cellular component: cytosol; nucleus; proteasome regulatory particle, lid subcomplex. NCBI's taxonomy places the organism in Eukaryota, Viridiplantae, Streptophyta, Magnoliopsida, Rosales, Rosaceae. Gene Ontology annotation, biological process: proteasome-mediated ubiquitin-dependent protein catabolic process. The transcript has 6 exons. The coding region runs from base 53 to 856 and encodes 267 amino acids.